AUGGCAGGAGAUGUUCGUUCUGAAGGUCUGUCACAGCAUCAACAGCAGAAAUUUUUGCAUCAGUCACCUGGGACUUCCUUCAGGAAAGACCAGUAUUUUCCGAAAGGGCAGAACAGAGGAGGGAGAGGGAGAGGAAGAGGAGGAUGCCAGAGUGCUUCUGAUGAAAUGCCUCGAUACAUUACAGCAUCUACUUUUGCUCAAGCUCGUGCUGCUGAGAUCAAUGCCAUGUUGAAGGCUGUGGCGCAGAAGUCUUCGAACUCACUGGUUUUUCAGACACUACCAAGGCACAUGAGGAGACGAGCGAUGAGUCACAACGUCAGGCGCCUACCCCGGCGCCUCCGAGAGAUUGCCAGAAAAGAGGCAGAGAAAACUGUGCAUCAGAAAAAAGAACAAUCCAAAGCGAAAUGCCGCAAAGCCAGAAGGCGCCACAUCAACUUGGUAGCAGAGUUUAAUCGCAGGCAAAGAAAGAAUAUAUGGCUGGAAACACAUAUUUGGCAUGCAAAGAGAUUUCACAUGAUAAAGAAAUGGGGAUACUGUUUAGCGGAUAGACCUACAGAGAAGUGCUACAGGGCUUGUUACCGAGCCAUGACAAAGCACUGUCUUCUUCAGGAUUUAUCAUAUUAUUGUUGUCUGGAGCUGAAGGGUAAAGAGAAUGAGCUUCUGAAGCAGCUUGCUCGAGUGUGCAGUCCUGACACAGGGUUAACAUUCGGAACGGACUUUUGUCUGUCUGGAAGAUUCCAGGGUUCCCUGGACCUUUACCGGGCAGAUCGUUAUCCUGAGGAUUUGCUUGGCCCUGUUACAUUUAUUUGGAAACCCAGGGAUGUGUCUGAAAACAGACAGUUAUGGAUCUGGAUGCAUCCAGCUCUCAAACAGGAUAUACUGAGUGAGUUAAAGGCGAUUUUUCAGUGUUCAGAGCCUGAAGAAAUCUGUAUUCCGGAACCAUGUGCAACAUUAAUUCAAGAGGAAAAACAAACAGAUACUGCUGUGAGCCUCGGCAAGAAAAGGAAGAAGGAAGAUAAAGAGGGAGAAAAAGAUGUGCCAGUGAAAAAAAUAAUCGGUGAUGGAACUAGAGAUCCACUGCAGCCCUACUCCUGGGCCUCGCCAGCUACUGGCGUUGUGAUCAGUGAUCAAACUAUGGAGAUUCUCAGAUACCGGCUGAUUGGCCCGUUAUCACACUCGGUCCUUGCAGAGACCCUCAAAGCUGCUGCUCUACAAACAGAGAUGGCGGAUUCAGAGACAGAACUUAAUAACUGGUGGGUAGAAAGCUGCAAGGACUCUGAAAAAGUAUCUCUUCAUCAGCGUCAAACUGCUAUUUUUGAGCUAUUAGAAGGGAUAAGUUCACCUGCAGAAAUGCUAGCAGGUACAAUACUGGGCCUGACUGUUGGAGAUCCUCGUGUCAACUUGCCAAAGAAGAAGACAAAAACCAUGCCUGACCCUGAAAAAUACAAAGAUUAUGAUAAAGUUAGAACACUGACCUUUGAAGGUAUACCUUUAGAAUGUGCUCACAGCUUUAUUUGGGACCAGGACAUCCGUAAGAACGUCACUGAAAAUAAAAUCUCAGAGCAGGAUUUAAACCGAAUGAGAAGUCAAUUACUGGUGCCUGGAUCACAGCUUGAUUUGGGUCCUUCUGAAUCUAAGAUUCCUGUCCUGUUGGUGCAGCACCCAGGGAAAAUGGCUGGAGAAGAUCGACCAGGAUGGGGGAGUGGCUGGGACAUCUAUAUCCCAAAGGGCUGGGGCAUGGCUUUCUGGAUUCCUUUGAUAUAUCGAGGUGUACGGGUCGGUGGCUUGCAGGAGGGAUUGAAACACUCUGAAUAUAAAAGGACACCUCAUACUCCAAAUGACUAUCCGGACUGUCCUGCAGGAAUCCAGUUUGCCAAAGAACUGGAAAACAGUCUUCUUGAAAAAUUCAAACGACGUCCACCUGCCAAAAGGUCAAAUUAUGUCAAGCUGGGCACGCUGUCCCCUUUCCUCUGUCCUUGGGGGCAGCUGACAAAGAACUGGGAAGAAAGAAUGAAAGCUUCAGGGGAAUUCGUAUGUCCUUCCUUUCCACACACUGAGAGCCCUUCAACUGAAGGGCAAGGCCUUUGUGACCCCAAACCAGAAGUGGUCGAAGAAGCUUCACCUGAGACUGACAAGGUGGAAGAGGCCAUGGAAAUAAGCUCUGAAGGUGCCAUAAUGACAGAGGGUGUUGCAGACACCCAAGACUUUGGUGAGAGAGAUGAAACUACGAAAAAGAGUAUCUUUAUUGUUCUCAGAAAUGAGAAAUUACUAAUGCAGUUAUCAGCCUGGUGCUAUCCCACUUCUGGAAAGGAUCGUCGAGUCCGCCUCGUUUCCAGGCUGGGGCAGGAGGAAAUGACUGAACGUGCCAUUCUGCCAAUCUUGCUGAGCUAUCCGAGGGCUCUGGUGUGGGUCAGCUUGUCUCUCUUGAGAAAGGGGAACCCUGAAUUACAUGCUAUGAUUUGCAUCCCAACAGAGGAAGAUUUGAUGCAUCUAAGCAAAGACCAGCUCUUCUGUGGUCCUCAAGAACCCAAACAUUGUGACAUAUUUAAGAACAAGAUACAGAGACUAAAAAAGCAGCAGAAGAAGAAGGCUAAUGUGAAGGAUCUAAAAAGUGACCCUCCUGGUGUUUCAGAUGAAGAAAUAACUGAGGAACGUAAAGAUCUAAUUCUUGGUUUAUGGGCAGACCCUCUCCCAGAUGUUACUUCCCACUGCUCCAGGACUCUCCUUGGAUAUGUCACUCGAGGGGAUUUUUCCCUGGCUGUGGGCUGUGGAGAAGCACUAGGUUUUGUUAGCGUGACAGGAUUACUUCAUAUGUUACACAGCCAGCCCACAGAUAAGAAGGGGCUUGUUUUGUUGAGAACUCCUGCAUCCCUACAGUACAGGUUUGCGAGACUUACUAUUGAGGUGUAAG
Molecule: messenger RNA, 2911 nt
Organism: Tinamus guttatus (white-throated tinamou)
Lineage: Eukaryota; Metazoa; Chordata; Aves; Tinamiformes; Tinamidae
Source: RefSeq, a predicted model, not a curated record